AUGAAUGAAAACUGGAUUGGUGCACUCUUUCUCUCUUCUUUCUUGCGUAUGAAACUACAAUGUUUUCAUGGUAUCAGAGCUCCAGUAUUGAGGCUGUUUAUGAACAAAAAUAUGACUACCAUAGAAACUACUAGUUCCCUAUAUUUACAUCCAUCUAAUGGGAGCACCUCUGUAGUUGUUGAAAAACUUCAGGGGGCCUCAAAUUAUAGAUCUUGGAAGAGAUCCUUUGAAAUCACCCUAGCUGCUAAAAGAAAGUUGGGAUUUUUGACUGGUAUAGUCAAAAGAGAGCCCUCUAAUGCAGUGAAACAAGAGCACUGGGACACAUGCAACAGCAUGAUAUGGAGUCAACUUGACCAAAGAUAUUCUGUCACAAAUGGCUCUAGGAAAUAUAAGCUGAACAAACAGGUUUAUGAAAUGAAACAACAAGGAAAACUAAUCACAGAUUACUACACAGAUCUUAGAGGACUGUGGGAAGAACUUGAAUCACUUAACUCAUACCCUCCUAUUACUACCAUUACUCCAGAAAUCAAUGCAUUUGUGGGUGCAUUGCAUCAACAACAAGAAGAACAAAGGUUGUUUCAGUUCCUGAAUGGUGUAGAUGAGAUAUAUGGAGGAUUGAGAAGCAAUCUCCUAAUGAUGAGUCCAUUACCACCUGUUGACUUUGCCUGUAGUGCACUGCAACAAGAAGAAUCUCAAAGAGAAAUUCUUAAACCUGAACCUCUAGCUAUGUAUAGAAAGGGCAAUGAUGAAAACUUCUUAGCUUGUGGUAGGACUGGUCACACCAAGGAUAAAUGCUGGACUGUAGUUGGCUUUCCAAGUUGGCAUCCAAGAGGCCAAAAGGAUAAAGACCAAAGAGGAAAAGGAAGAGAACAUGGAAACAAUGCUAGAGGUGGAAGGUGGAAUAGAGGAAGAAAUGGAAGAGGUGGUGGCAGAACAACUGCAAAUGCUCAAGGAAGUGCUAGCAGUUCAAGCUCUAACAAUCAACCAGCUAUGUUCAUUGCUCAGCAGCAUGAACAACUCAUAAAACUGCUGCCAACUCCAUCAAAAGCAAGUCACUCAGACACUGAAGAUGAUUUUGAUAUGAGCUAUGCUGGUGCAUUAGACCACAUGACAGGUUUUGCAAUGAUUCUUCAACUAGAAAGAAGCAGAAAUGAACCUAAAAUCAAUCUACCAACUGGACACACCUCAAGUAUCUCACACUGUGGAAAGGUGAAGUUGGAAAAUGGAUUGAAUCUUGACAAUGUGUUGUAUGUGCCAGAAUUCAAACACAACCUUCUAUCUGUUCAAAAACUAGCCACAAAUGCUCAAUACAAAGUCCAUUUUCACUCAAAUUUUUGUGUCAUUCAAGACAUCAACUUAGACAGAAUCAGAAGAGUAGGAAAGGCUGAAAAUGGUCUCUACUAUUUGAUCAACAAACCCAGCAGAUUCUGA
Molecule: messenger RNA, 1431 nt
Organism: Spinacia oleracea (spinach)
Lineage: Eukaryota; Viridiplantae; Streptophyta; Magnoliopsida; Caryophyllales; Amaranthaceae
Exons: 4
Coding region: 1-1431 (476 amino acids)
Source: RefSeq, a predicted model, not a curated record